UGAAGGUAAAAAAGAAGCAAAAUGGAAGAUACGAGCCCGGCUGAGUCAUGACCCGCCACACACCGCCUUCCCCCACAGCCCCUCAAAAGGCUCUUCUUAUUCCCUUCUCCCACCUUCUCUCCCUGAUCCUCAUUCUCCAUCCAUCUCUCUACUCUUUACCACAUUCACCCCUCACCCCCCACCAACUCCUACGAUCGCUUCGUUUUUAAGAGAUUUUAAUUCUCUUCCAUCGUUCCCUUCUACCUACAGCUUUUAAGAGCCGUUUAUCGCAAAAGGCCGAGUUUAUGUCCAUCGAAAACCUCAAGUCCUUCGACCCCUUCGCCGAAGCUGACGAAGACACCGGCGAGACUAAACAGUCUCAAAAUUACAUCCAUAUACGGAUUCAACAACGCAAUGGUCGUAAGACCUUGACCACCGUCCAGGGUCUUCCCAAGAAGUUUGACCAGAAGAAGAUUUUGAAGGUGAUCAAGAAGAAAUUCGCUUGCAAUGGCACCAUCGUCAACGACACCGAGAUGGGCGAGGUGAUCCAGCUGCAGGGAGACCAGCGCAAGGAUGUUCAGGAGUUUUUGACCGAUAAGAAGGAAGGUCUUGAGCUUGAUGCCAAGACCAUCAAGGUCCAUGGAUUCUAAGCGUGUCACCACGCCGCGUUCCGGUUCCAUCCCCCCAAGUCUACGGUUCCCCCGGAAUGGUUGAAUAGAGGGCAUGGUGUGCCAUCCAUCCGCGGUUGUUCUCGCAAUCUCAGCGUAGACGACCGUGGCACACCGUCCUUGUGUCUUCUACCUUUCUUUACCCAUUCUGUGCUCGGUAUACCGGACUUGGGCCUUCUGUCGAACGAUGCACGAGUCUUUGAUCUUUACUUGUUAGAUCCCCUUCGAUCGCCCAUGGGUGAUCGAUGGGAGAGUGGGCCUUGUCCUGACUCGACUGCUAUUCUCAACAUGGGACUAUGACGGAACGAGGCGUUGGUAGAUACCCACGAUCGGCAUAGAUGUGUUUCUUUUUGUUACGCUUUGUUUUCGGACCUGGUUUCUUCUUUUUUCGUCGUGUCUUCGGGUUGACUUAUUGCUUUGCGGAAGCCGGAGGAACGUACCGGCGCGGUCAGAAGGCUGCUACUCGUCGAUCUUUGAUAUUACCCUGUUCUUUGUUAAGUUCAGUGUAUUUGUUCUGAGAGACUGGAUCAGUACUGUCGCUUUCGAAUGAAACAUCUAUGAUUUACGUACUCGUUUA
Aspergillus candidus is the source of this 1224-nucleotide messenger RNA. RefSeq names its product translation initiation factor eIF1. The coding region runs from base 285 to 629 and encodes 114 amino acids. The transcript is spliced from 4 exons. Gene Ontology annotation, biological process: translational initiation. Gene Ontology annotation, molecular function: translation initiation factor activity; ribosomal small subunit binding; RNA binding. Lineage: Eukaryota; Fungi; Ascomycota; Eurotiomycetes; Eurotiales; Aspergillaceae. The record is from RefSeq and is a predicted model, not a curated record. Gene Ontology annotation, cellular component: eukaryotic 43S preinitiation complex.